Molecule: messenger RNA, 2227 nt
Organism: Xiphophorus hellerii (green swordtail)
Lineage: Eukaryota; Metazoa; Chordata; Actinopteri; Cyprinodontiformes; Poeciliidae
Product: A disintegrin and metalloproteinase with thrombospondin motifs 2-like
Exons: 14
Coding region: 105-2069 (654 amino acids)
Biological process (GO): extracellular matrix organization; proteolysis
Cellular component (GO): extracellular matrix
Molecular function (GO): metalloendopeptidase activity
Source: RefSeq, a predicted model, not a curated record
CACACACACGGCGGCGGAGGGAGGAGAUAAUGACAGAGUGAAGGAGCCGGAGCUCCGGCGCUCAGUCAGUCUGGAUCGGUCCGUCUCCCGUCUGUCCCUCCAGCAUGGACCGGCCUGGUUCUGGACUGCUGGUCCUCGUCUUCCUGCUGCACAUCAGCUGCUGCCUCUCAGGUUCUCUCCAUCAGGUUCUGUCAGAGUUCAGCAUAAUUCGUCCAAUCAGAACCGACUCAGAGGGACGGCUCCUUUCAGCAUCAGUCUCUGCCCACCAUCCGUACCGAAGCAAGAGACACGCCCCCUCAAAUAAGGACACGCCCAACAACUCCCAGGCACAACAGGCCCCGCCCACUUGGAGAUCAUCGUUCAGCCAUUCAUGGAGGGGGAGGAGUCCCAAGGAAGAGGCGGAGCUCUUCUACAACGUGACGGUGUUUGGUCGGCACCUCCACCUGCGGCUGCGUCCAAACUCCCGCCUCAUCGCUCCCACUGCCACCUUGGAGUGGGAGGAGUCAGGAUACCUGCACUCUGAGCCAAUCAGAGAGGACGACUGCUUCUACACAGGAACAGUGUCAGACCUGGAUGACACGUCUGUGGCCAUCAGCAACUGCGACGGACUGGCAGGAAUGAUCCGGACCGGAGGAGACGAGUUCUUUAUCGAACCGCUGAAAGACGACGAAGAGGAGGGCGAAGGCGAGCGAAGGCACGUGGUUUAUCGCUCUUCGGCCAUCAUCAGGAAACCAUCAGCUGCUAAUCAGACCUCAGAGGACUUCCUGCGAGGGCCGCUGCUAGGACUGCUGAACCCAACCCUGGGUCCAAACGGGUCAGGUCGCCGGCGCCGCGACACCAUGGCUGAAAUGUUUCACAUUGAGGUGCUGCUGGCCGUGGAUUACUCCCUGCUUCUCUUCCAUGGCCGCGAAAACAUCCUGAAGUAUCUCCUCACCCUGAUGAACAUUGUCAAUGAGAUCUACCAGGAUUCCUCUCUGGGGGCCAACAUCAACGUGGUGGUAGCAAGGAUCAUCAUGCUGAGCGGCACCAAGUCCCAGGAGCUGAUUGCAGUGGGGAAUCCUCAGAAGAGCCUGGAGAACGUCUGCGGAUGGUCGUAUCUGCAGCAGGUGGAGCAGAGCCAGGAGGCGCAGCAUGACCACACCAUCUACCUGACCCGCCAGGAGUUCGGUCCCACUGGCAUGCAGGGUUAUGCUCCGGUCACCGGGAUGUGCCAGCUGCACCGGAGCUGUGUCCUGGUUCUAGAAGACGGAUUCUCCUCGGCUUUUGUUGCUGCGCAUGAGACAGGCCACGUGCUGGGCAUGGAGCACGAUGGGGAGAUGAACGACUGCAUGGACGACGUCCCUCUGGGCAGCAUCAUGUCUCCCCGGGUCCAGGCCACCUUCUACCGCUAUCACUGGUCCAGCUGCAGCUGGAGGGAGCUGCACCGCUACCUGAACGCCUAUGACUGUCUCCGUGACGACCCCUUCAGCCAUGAGUGGCCUGCCCAGCCGCAGCUACCGGGCUUCCAGUACACCAUGGACCAGCAGUGCCGCUUUGACUUUGGCCCGGGAUUCAGCAUGUGUACCGCCUACAUGACCCCUGAUCCCUGCAAGCAGCUGUGGUGCAGCGACUACAACAACCCAUUUUUCUGUAAGACCAAGAAAGGCCCCCCACUGGAUGGGACCAAGUGCGGACCAGGCAAGCACUGCUUCAAAGGCUUCUGCAUCAAGCUCACCCCAAACCUCCUGAAGCAACACGGAAACUGGGGGCGCUGGAGUCCGUUCGGCAGCUGCUCCCGGACCUGUGGGGGUGGGGUCCGGUUCCGGACCAGACAGUGUGAUAACCCCCCUCCAGCCAAUGGAGGGCGCACCUGCUACGGGAACAGCUAUGAGUUCCAGCUGUGCAGCCAGGAGGACUGCCCCCCCCUCACCGACUUCAGGGAGGAUCAGUGUAAAGCCUGGAAUCCAUUCCUGGAGCAUGAAGGAAUGAAGCAUCAUUGGCGCCCAUAUGAGCAUCCUGACCGUAAAUACACACACUCAGACAUACAAGUUAGCAUGAUGCUAGUAGCAGACACUGUCAUGCCAACAUGAUGCUACAAACAGACACACUGCUAUGCUAGCAUGAUACUAGUAGCAGACACUGCCAUGCCAACAUGAUGCCAGUAAAAGACAUAUUGCUAUGAGGCGUGCUGUGGUGGCAUAGGGGAUAGCGCGACCCACGUUUGGAGGCCUUGAGUCCUCGGCGCGGC